AUGAUACUGGAACUCACUUACUCAGCAUUAGGAGUACUCUUUGGAGUUGACAGAAAAUCUAUUUCCAAAAUAUUUAUUUCUACAUUAGAAUACUUGGUCAUCAGAUGUCAAGACUUUGUCGCUUGGCCCAGUAAAGAAAUUGUGCAAAGUACCAUGCCUGAUGAAUUAAAAAAUAUGUACGGAAAUUGUGUUAUAAUUGACUGCACUGAAAUAAAAAUUGAUCAAUCAUCUAGUGUGGAGGCAAAAGGACAGACGUAUUCUCACUACAAAAAAGGAUUUACUGUAAAAGUUUUAAUAGGAUGUGCACAAGCCGGAUCAGUGUCUUUCGUUUCGAAAUGUUACGGUGGUAGAAUCAGUGAUGCUCAGAUUACAACAUGCAGUGGACAUCUAGAUUUCUUAGAAUCAGAUUAUCUCGUAUUUGCAGAUAAAGCAUUUCCUGAAAUUCAAAGCACCAUUGAUGAAAAGGGAGCAGGCGUUGUUCUUGUUAUGCCAUCAUUUUUACGAGAUGGAUGUUUUCCGAAGAAGAAGUAG
Molecule: messenger RNA, 531 nt
Organism: Belonocnema kinseyi
Lineage: Eukaryota; Metazoa; Arthropoda; Insecta; Hymenoptera; Cynipidae
Exons: 1
Coding region: 1-531 (176 amino acids)
Source: RefSeq, a predicted model, not a curated record